GUCAAAAAUGUCAAAAUCAUAUUCCUUGUUUUGGGUUUUUUGAUACUGUCACCUAAUAAAAGGAUUAACAAAACAUUUAAUUAUUGCAAAUCAAACCGUGAAAUUGUUUGUACAGCGACAAUCUGCUUUAAAAAUAGGGUAUUUAUUUGGUCAUUAAAAAAAACCAAAAACUUCAUAAACCACUUUCUUUAAACAAGUAUUCCUGAAAAGAUCCAAGGCUAUCAAUUUCAAACUUAUUGGGAAUUUUAGAAGUGGUUUUUCCGAAGAUUAUGAUAAAACAGUGCUUCCAGACGCAGUAUUCUUUUUGUAUUUGAUUUUGAAACUAUGUAUGCCAACAAAUGCAAGGACUGUGGUUGUACAUGCAAGAGAUGCAUAUCCCAUGAUCACGAUGUUCAGCUUCACAUAGAGAUCGAAAAUCUCAAACAAAGGUUGUUAGAAAGGGAAAACCAUAUUGUAACAAUGGAAACUAAUUUUUUGAAUGAAACACACAAGCCUCCUAGUGGAGAGUUAGCUACAAUCAAGGAAGAAUUAUUAACGUGGCAGGAUAAAUAUAAAAGGUUAUAUGAAGCCCAUAGGAGAGUACAAAGAGUAAACCAAGGACUAGAAGAUAAGCUUUUAAAAUUAGUAGAUGUAUGUGAGACUGAAAAAACGACACUUACUAAGGAUGUAGCCACUUUAUCGCACAAAUUAGCCGAUGCCAACUACAGUGUCAAAAAAUUGAAGGAGGACAAUGAAAGGUACAAGAAUGAUGUUAGUUUAGCAAUACAAUUUUUACAGUGUAAACAAAGCAACUUUGUAGCACACAAAUACGACUCGUUGCCGCCUGAAGUGCAGUCCCAAGUCUCAAACUACAUGACUACCAAAAAGAAACCGGAGCAACCACGAGUCCCCCCAGAAAUUAAAAGCAUCAAGGUUCCCAUUCCGACCUUUCCUCCCACGGCGAUGGUAUAUUCGGUCCCAAAGUCCCCAAACCCCGAACGGAAGACCGAACCAGAACCUGAAUCUCCUCCCGUUGACAUCGUCUCAGCCGCGAUUAUGGCCAAAGUUUUGGAGGAAAGACAGCGGGAAAGAGCCGCUGUCAAACAUUGUGAUACAUGCACUUGUGCCAAAGGAGUGAAGAUCGUUCAUCAGCUGGAGUGUCACACUAUCGGCACGCAGACUGGGGAGUACAAGGAGAUGGUGUGUUUGAGGUGUAAUGAGAGUGUAUUGCCAAUGACUAGUAUGAAAAUUGUACGGACCUCAGAACCAAAAACUCACAAAGUCGUUCCUAUUUACCCUUUGGAGAACAUCGAGCCGGUUCUUAAUCAAGCCAACUAUAAUAUUGUCAAGGUUCAGCCCAAUAAUUUUUUAGCCGAUAAAAACGUCGACAUCACCAAAUCCCCUAGUCUGGUCGAUUCGAACAGAAUCACAUCGAAAAUUACUCCUAGUUCUGAUAACGUGAUUUUGAACGAAAUCAUGUCGUAUCAGGCUGUUAGCACACCAAAGGCUAGUGAAAAUGAAGAAAAACAUCACAGAUUGUGUGAUCAACUCAAACCUAAUUAUGAAAUGGAAUCGACCUCAGAAAAAGGCGAGUCUGAGAAUAAUGAAGAUGCUGGAAGUGCCAAGUUGUCUUCGCCGAGAGGCCCCCGAUACGCCUCCUUGAGAACCCAAGUCGGUAGCAGGAAUAUCCUUCUAGAUAACGCUCACAAUAACAUAGCACCCGUUCUUUUUACACGAUCUCAAAAACCGGUGCCAAAGGAAUCAGCCCCAACCCCAGACAGCUUAGAAACGAACUCUAUGCUCAGCGAGAACUCGACGCAAAACCAACAGCGCGUGGAGGACUGGAUCAGGAGUAAUAUCGAUAACGACAUCAGUAGCUCAGAAAAUUCCAGAUCGGAAAACGCCAAAGCUCAUUCUUCAGAAACCGUCGAUAAAGCUCGAUACGCCGAAAUGGAGGAGAACGUCAAAAGGUUUCUGUUUGGUAAAAGUGAAUUUUUAAAAACCGUAGAGUUGGGUAAAAAUAAGUAUAAAGAGUUUGAGGGAAAGGGAAGCGCCAAGGGAGCAGAUACUGUGAUUGACAUUUAAAUUUUGAGAGAUUUCAUUUGGGUAUAUAUUUUUUUAUAAAUACUGGAAGUAGUAAAUUGACUCUGUAAAAGGGGGACUAAUAAGUUGUUUAGACGUCGAUUGAAUGGUAAAAUCAGUUCUCUAAUUUUACUGAAGACCGCCUUGAAAUCUCAGCCCGUUUAAUUCUUUCAGGUUUGAUGGUUGUUAGUUUUGAUAUUUAGUGUAGGAAACAGAGGUUGAACCUCGCAAAAUGGACACAAGUCCGGUUUUAUUUUUUUUUUCUGGUAUAUCAAGGGGUGCUUGUUAUGAGACUAACUUUUUUUUUAAUUUCUCACCGGAAGCCCCCUUUUCAUCCCUUUAAAGGGGGUAAUUUGCCGUUUUUGCGAAAGGUAGCCCUUCCUGUACGUUUUGAAAAAAAUUUACUUAAUAGUAAAACUAAGAGGACUAUAUUUCCUACUAUUUAUUUCCCGACAGCAUAUGUCUAUCACCCACCGUUUAGGGGGUGGCGCCCCAAAGUUGACAAAUUUUUAAAAAAGAUGUUUAAAAAAAUUAUUUUUCCCUAACUGUAAUGAAAAUUAAGAAGAAACCCUGCGACAAUUAAUUACAGAUAAGUGGCUGAUUUUUUGAUAUAGGUUUCAUUUAAGGGAAAUUGCAAAUUUUUUAAUUACAGGGUGUUACAUUUUAAAAAACACCCCUAUUUAUACCAUCUGAACCGCUUAUGCUAGAGCAAAAAAACUUUCAGCGAUUAUCCAUGUACUAGUGUUAUUUACAAAUUUGUAUAAUGCACCCACACAUUUCCCCGGAACCACCCAAAAAAAAAGGAGAAUUAAUAAAGAAAAUAAUCAAAAAUUGAUUUUGGGCCACCGUUGCACUGUGGCUUUAGGGUGCAAAGAAAAUAAAAUAUGCAUAGAUCAUAAUGUGUAGCAGACAGUGUGUUCUUUUAUUUUCCAUAAGUAGGUUAUCCAUAAAUGAAUAGGUGACAAAAAAAAACACAAAAACUGGAGCCCGCCAAAGCAUUUCUGAGGUUUGCGGCGCCACUGUACCGUAACGGUUAAAAUGCAUAGGACCUUAUUUGUAGAGAAAAUAGUGGUUUUUAAUUAUGUAUAAGUUUUAUUUUAAAAACUGCAUAGGUAAUGAGAAAAUCGUCAAAACAUGCUCUCCAAGAGUAACGGUGGGCAGUUUCUGCAGUUUAUUUUCCAUUAAAGGGGUAGUUUCCGCAGGGAUGUUGCAGUAAUCAUUAUAUAUUUAUGGAAAACCCUAUUGAUGGAGCAUGUCCAUAUGGGUCUAAAGCAAAAAAAAAAAUUUUUAACCCUCCCUUUAUUUAUUUAUUUUUUUGGCUACAGUGUUUGCAUUAAGAAAUCGCUUUUGUUGUCCAUGCAUGGGUAAUAAGAACGUGGACAAAAUGAUAUAUGAAGCAUUUUAAUAAAGAGCAUGGUGUGCGAAGGAUUCCAAGAAAAUCACUUUCUUUAUUAAUUCUCCUUUUUUUGGGGUGGUUCUAAAAAAAAUGGGGCUGCAUUAUAGAAAUUUGUAAAUAACACCAGUACAUGGAUAAUCGCUGAAGGUUUUUUUACUCUAGCAUAGGCGGUUUAAAUGGUAUAAAAAGGGGUUUUUUAAAA
Molecule: messenger RNA, 3659 nt
Organism: Diabrotica virgifera virgifera (western corn rootworm)
Lineage: Eukaryota; Metazoa; Arthropoda; Insecta; Coleoptera; Chrysomelidae
Exons: 8
Coding region: 325-2064 (579 amino acids)
Source: RefSeq, a predicted model, not a curated record